AUGGGCAGUUGUUAAAGUGCUCCUUGUGUAGCAGAUGAUUUACUGACGAUGGAUUCAAGUGCUUGCAAAUAAACGGAUAACCCCAUCAAGGAAGAAAUCCUUCCUCAAUAUGAUGAGAACAAAAUCAUUAUAAUACAGGCUCAUUAUAGAGGGCACAAAGUUCGCAAAUCCCUUAUGCCCACUAUCUCAUCUCCGGAACCCUCUGCUCCAACUUAACCAGACAAUCCAAAACUUUGUUUCGAUCCUACUCUCCUCUAAGAGAAUGAUUAAUCUAUAUUUAUGAAAAAUGGUGCUAUCUAUACUGGGACCUGGAAAGAUGGCAAGGCUAAUGGAAAAGGAAAAUACUAAUUCCAUGAUAGGUAGUUACUAUUUGUUAUUUUCUAGUUACAUCGAAGGAACUGUAAUUUAUUCAAUAUAUUUUAGUGGAUUGCCAAUGAACUUCAAGGCGAAGGAGUCUAUGUGAACUCCAAUGAAUCCUAUCGAGGAUAAUGGAGAGAUAAUAUGUUUCACGGCCAAGGGGAAUUUAGGUAUUAUGAUGGUCGAAUUUAUACAGGCUAAUGGAAACAAGGACUGUAGCAUGGAAUAGGCAAGGAGAUCUAUAAGGAUAAGUCUGUUUAUGAAGGAAAAUUUUAGAAUGGCAUGAAAUGUGGUUUGGGCAUUUUCCAAUUGUCUGAUGGCUCAGUAUAUUAAGGAGAGUUCGAAAAUGAUUUGUUUCAUGGAUAUGGUUCAUUUACUUGGCCUGAUAAACUCAAGGUUUUUGAAGGUUACUGGAGGAAUGGCUUAAAGAAUGGCAAUGGAACCAUGAAAUGGGGAGAUGGUCGUAUAUAUAGUGGUCAAUAUUUAGACGACAUUAAACAUGGCUAUGGAGAGAUGUAUUAUACUGAUGGUCGUGUUUACAAAGGAUAAUGGAAACAAGGCGUUUAGGAUGGUAUAGGCUAAUUUUUAGACAAAGAAGGGAUUGCAAAAAAAGGAUUUUGGGUUAAAGGUAAAUUAAAAAAGUGGAUCUGAGUUAAAAACGAAUUUUGAUUUUCAAUCUCUUCUAAUAAUAAUAUAAUAAGUAUUAAUAAUAUAAA
Messenger RNA from Paramecium tetraurelia, 1073 nucleotides. RefSeq lists its product as uncharacterized. The transcript is spliced from 4 exons. The record is from RefSeq and is a predicted model, not a curated record. Gene Ontology annotation, molecular function: protein binding. Lineage: Eukaryota; Ciliophora; Oligohymenophorea; Peniculida; Parameciidae. Gene Ontology annotation, cellular component: cytosol.